Molecule: messenger RNA, 2109 nt
Organism: Engraulis encrasicolus (European anchovy)
Lineage: Eukaryota; Metazoa; Chordata; Actinopteri; Clupeiformes; Engraulidae
Gene: fzr1b
Product: fizzy/cell division cycle 20 related 1b
Exons: 14
Coding region: 267-1727 (486 amino acids)
Biological process (GO): positive regulation of anaphase-promoting complex-dependent catabolic process; anaphase-promoting complex-dependent catabolic process; positive regulation of ubiquitin protein ligase activity
Cellular component (GO): anaphase-promoting complex
Molecular function (GO): anaphase-promoting complex binding; protein binding; ubiquitin ligase activator activity
Source: RefSeq, a predicted model, not a curated record
UGCGCCUUGCAAAACCCUUUGGGUGGCGCUGCAGAGCGCAGGCAAUGUUUUCGCAUAACAGCUGAUUUCGUCGCCAUCUUUAUACAGAUAUAAACAUUGUAAGACUUCCCUGUAAAAAACCGAGCAAGAGCAUCUUUCAAUGUCCACGAGUUAAUCGAUUGUCAAAUGUAUGGGAAACUACUUGUUAUGUUGUUAGUAAUUUUAGGCUGUUCCGAUGACCAUUCUUAGAAGCGUAGCACGUAACGCCACGGUGUGAACGACAGAGGAUGCAUGCUGAAUAUGAAAGACGCCUACUGAGGCAAAUCAAUCAUCAGAACCUUCCCGAGGGACAGGUGUCGAAGACUGGUUAUGCAGCAUGCAGUCCUGUCAGCAUCAAGUCAGGAGACCGAUUUAUUCCCACUCGAGCUGGGAGUAACUGGAGCAUCAACUUCCAUUAUGCCAAUGAAAACUGUCGAUCUCCCAGUCAGAACCAUAGAUCGAAAGAUGCUUCAGCAGACACGGGCAGAGAUGCAGUAGCGUAUGCUGCACUUCUGAGGAACGAGCUGCUGGGAGCAGGCAUUGAGACAGUCCCUGAUCCACACACCGAUGACCGGCGUCAUGCAGUUCUCUCCCAGGACACACAUAGCCUCUUCAAGUACACCGUGCAAUCAAAGAAAGUACCGUUUGACAGUGGCUCUGAAGUUUCUCCAUACUCACUGUCUCCGCUCAGCAAUAAGAGCCACAAGCUCUUGCGAUCUCCCCGCAAGCCAGCCCGCAAGAUCUCCAAGAUCCCCUUCAAAGUUCUAGACGCCCCGGAGUUGCAGGAUGACUUCUAUCUUAACCUGGUGGACUGGUCAGCAGGGAAUCUGUUGAGUGUGGGCCUGGGAGCAUGUGUAUACCUAUGGAGCGCAUGCACCAGCCAGGUAACUCGGUUAUGUGACCUUUCUGUGGAUGGAGACUCUGUAACAUCAGUUUGCUGGAAUGAAAGGGGUAGCCUGGUUGCUGUGGGAACACACAAAGGUUCCGUACAGAUAUGGGAUGCUGCAGCCAGUCGGAAACUGACCUGUCUAGAGGGUCAUUCGGCCCGCGUAGGCGCAUUGGCGUGGAAUGGGGAACAGCUGUCAUCGGGUAGCCGGGACCGCGUCAUCCUUCAGAGGGACAUCCGAACGCCGUCUUCCGCUGAGCGCCGACUCCAAGGUCAUCGGCAGGAGGUCUGCGGCCUCAAGUGGUCACCCGACCACCAACACCUCGCCUCAGGGGGAAACGACAACAAGCUGCUGGUGUGGAACAGCUCCAGCCUGCUCCCGGUGCAACAGUACAGCGACCACCUGGCAGCAGUCAAAGCCAUCGCCUGGUCCCCCCAUCAGCACGGGCUGCUGGCGUCUGGAGGGGGCACGGCGGACCGCUGCCUCCGCUUCUGGAACACACUAACGGGUCAAGCCCUGCAGAGCACCGACACUGGCUCGCAGGUCUGCAACCUUGCCUGGUCCAAACACGCCAACGAACUGGUCAGCACACAUGGCUACUCUCAGAACCAGAUUCUAGUAUGGAAGUACCCAUCGCUAACACAGGUGGCUAAGCUUACAGGACACUCCUAUCGGGUCCUUUACCUGGCUGUUUCUCCAGAUGGAGAGGCCAUUGUGACAGGAGCAGGAGAUGAGACCUUGAGGUUCUGGAACGUAUUUAGUAAAACACGGUGUACCAAGGAAUCCAAAUCUGUGUUAAACCUAUUCACCAGGAUACGAUAGUUGCCAAGGAGUUUUAUUCAUCUACAAGACUGGAUAAGUUCUUCAAGGUGGAUACCAGUUCUUUCAAGAGAAACCCUCUCUGGAAGUUCAAGAAAUAAAAGUGGAAAAAAUACUACUUCAUUCCUUGUUGAACACUAGAUGGCAUUGAACCUAAUCACGAAAGAAAAGAAUCAUGCACUUGACGUGAACUCCACCUGAUGACCUUUUAUGCUGUCGCCAACCAACGCCAGCUCUUUGAAGCAAUUUUAUUUACCCUCACCUGAUGAAUGAGGAUUUUUAAGUUGUAUACCUGUGUUUUUACUGUUGUGAAUGUGGAAAAAUAUGUUUUGUUAUAUGAGUUAAAGUUUUAAAUCAAAGUAAAACUAUAUAUGUAAACGGUUAA